Morone saxatilis (striped sea-bass) is the source of this 6164-nucleotide messenger RNA. It is a transcript of the gene ank1b, whose product is annotated as ankyrin 1, erythrocytic b. NCBI's taxonomy places the organism in Eukaryota, Metazoa, Chordata, Actinopteri, Moronidae. Bases 290 to 5893 code for a protein of 1867 amino acids. Gene Ontology annotation, molecular function: protein binding. Gene Ontology annotation, biological process: signal transduction. The transcript has 43 exons. The record is from RefSeq and is a predicted model, not a curated record.
ACCACUAGCUGUAGCAAUCCUUCUUUGUGGCUGCUGGAGGCUGUCUUGUGGCUGCCGUAGCAUCAACAUCAUCCACAUACACACUACUAUCUGGACACAGGCGUUCCCUCUGCUUGCCUUAUACACACACAUGUCGUGGUGGCCACCAGAGGAGAGGUGGUGACUGACGGGGCUCAGGGGACAGAGGGACACAGGAAGAGGAAACAGGGACGACUGGUGGUAGUGCAAACCAGAGGGGGGCUGGAGCAACGGUGACUGGAGCAGCGGCAGCAACAGUAGCAGCGGCACCAUGGCGCAAGCCGCCAAGCAGCUCCGCAAGACCAAGGACCUUGCGGAGGCCGCCGCCCAGGAGCAGAGGGAGAAGGAGGAGGAAAAGAUAAAAAAGAGGAAUCGAUCCAGGGACCGCAGGCGCAAGGCCGAUGCAGCCACCAGCUUUCUGCGUGCAGCUCGUUCAGGGAACCUGGACAAGGCUCUGGACCACAUCAAGAAUGGAAUCAACAUCAACACAGCUAAUCAAAAUGGUCUCAACGGGUUACACCUGGCCUCUAAAGAAGGUCAUGUUAAAAUGGUCCUGGAGCUACUACAUUCUGGCAUUGAGCUGGAAGCCACCACCAAGAAAGGGAACACAGCUCUCCAUAUUGCAGCGCUAGCAGGGCAGGAGAAAGUGGUGGCGGAGCUCGUCAACUACGGUGCCAACUUAAAUGCCCAGUCACAUAAAGGGUUCAGCCCUCUCUACAUGGCAGCACAGGAGAAUCACUUAGAGGUGGUCAAGUUCCUGCUUGAGAACGGUGCCAAUCAGAGUCUCCCAACCGAGGAUGGCUUCACUCCCCUGGCAGUAGCUCUCCAGCAGGGCCACGAAAACGUUGUGGCACUGCUCAUCAACUAUGGCACCAAGGGCAAGGUCCGCCUCCCCGCACUGCACAUCGCUGCACGUAACGAUGACACACGCACCGCCGCAGUUCUUCUGCAAAACGACCCCAACGCUGAUGUUCUCAGCAAGACCGGUUUCACACCUCUCCAUAUUGCAGCCCACUAUGAGAAUAUGAGCGUAGCCCAGCUGCUGCUGAACAGAGGAGCCAAUGUAAACUUCACCCCCAAGAAUGGCAUCACGCCCCUUCAUAUAGCCUCCAGGAGGGGCAAUGUGAUGAUGGUCAGACUACUGCUGGACAGAGGUGCACAGAUCGAUGCUAAAACUAAGGAUGAGCUGACUCCUCUCCACUGUGCAGCCAGGAAUGGUCAUGUUCGCAUUAUUGAGAUCCUGCUGGAACACGGUGCUCCCAUCCAGGCUAAGACCAAGAACGGUCUGUCCCCCAUCCACAUGGCAGCUCAGGGGGAUCACAUGGACUGCGUCAGGCAGCUACUGCAGUACAAUGCUGAGAUUGAUGAUAUAACACUGGACCAUUUAACCCCUCUUCAUGUAGCAGCCCACUGUGGUCACCAUCGGAUGGCCAAAGUCCUACUGGACAAGGGGGCCAAAGCCAAUGCACGUGCUCUGAAUGGCUUCACACCUCUCCAUAUUGCUUGCAAGAAGAACCACAUGCGGUCCAUGGACCUGCUGCUUAAGCACUCCGCUUCCCUAGAAGCUGUCACAGAGUCUGGUCUCACUCCUCUUCAUGUAGCAGCAUUCAUGGGCCAUCUGAACAUAGUGAAGAACCUGCUUCAGAGAGGGGCUUCACCUAAUGCUUCCAAUGUGAAAGUGGAGACUCCCCUCCACAUGGCCUCCAGAGCAGGACACUGUGAAGUUGCUCAGUUCCUGCUGCAGAACGCAGCACAAGUGGACGCCAGGGCUAAGGAUGACCAGACACCCCUACACUGUGCGGCUCGUAUGGGCCACAAGGAGCUUGUCAAGCUGCUCCUUGAGCACAAGGCCAACCCAGACUCAGCUACAACUGCAGGCCACACACCUUUACACAUCUCUGCGCGUGAAGGACAUAUCCACACUAUUCGAAUCUUGUUGGAUGCUGGGGCACAGCAGAUCAAGAUGACAAAGAAAGGCUUCACUCCCCUCCAUGUGGCCUGUAAAUAUGGGAAGGUGGACGUGGCUGAGCUCCUUCUGGAGCGAGGAGCCAACCCUAAUGCAGCUGGGAAGGUGAGACAUUCUGUGCUUCCUGUAGUUCAUCACAACAACCUGGAUGUUGUUAAACUCCUGGUCAGCAAGGGAGGAUCUGCACACAGCACUGCCCGAAAUGGCUACACUGCCCUGCACAUAGCGGCCAAGCAGAACCAGAUGGAGGUGGCCAGUUGUCUGCUGCAGAAUGGGGCAACACCCAACGUGGAGUCCCUCCAAGGCAUCACGCCCCUGCACCUGGCUGCACAGGAAGGGCGGCCCGACAUUGUGGCCUUGCUCAUCUCUAAACAGGCCAAUGUGAAUCUGGGAAACAAGAAUGGAUUGACCCCUCUUCAUCUUGUGGCUCAAGAAGGUCACGUGGGAAUCGCAGACACAUUGGUCAAACAAGGAGCCUCCGUUUAUGCUGCUUCACGGAUGGGCUACACACCCCUUCAUGUGGCCUGUCACUAUGGCAACAUCAAGAUGGUGAAGUUCCUUCUGCAGCAGCAGGCUCAUGUGAAUAGCAAGACAAGGAAUGGGACAUCUCCCCUGGGUAUUGCUAAGCGGCUUGGUUACAUCUCUGUCAUUGAUGUGCUGAAACUGGUUACCGAGGAGUCGGUCUCUGCGAUCACUACAGAGAAGCAUCGGAUGAGUUUUCCUGAGACAGUGGAUGAGAUUUUGGAUGUUUCAGAGGAUGAAGGGGUUGCCCAGCUAACUUUAGGAGACGAGUUGCUCGGGAUGGAUGGAGCACGCUAUUUGAAGCUUGAUGACUUCAAGGACCAGGACGAUGACUUCCUCUCCCCGAAGAAAACACUUAGAGACUUUGAGGGUGGCAUGGGUACCACGCCAUAUUCUCCUGCUAUUCCCAGGAUCCCUUGUGUGUCCCCAGAGACUGUAUUACUGGAUCAGCACACCCCCAUCCCCUUGCCAAAGGAGUAUGACGAAGACUCUCUUAUCCCAAGCAGUCCGGCUACAGAGACUUCAGACAACGUCAGCCCUGUGGCCAGCCCCAUUCACACUGGCUUUCUGGUGAGUUUCAUGGUGGACGCUCGGGGAGGCUCCAUGCGAGGUAGCAGACACCACGGCCUGCGAGUUAUCAUUCCUCCUCGAACCUGCACUGCCCCAACACGCAUCACCUGCCGCCUGGUCAAACCUCAGAAACUGACCACGCCUCCUCCGCUGGUGGAGGGGGAGGGCCUUGCUAGCCGUAUCAUCUCCCUAGGGCCGUCCAGUAUGCAGUUUCUUGGGCCUGUAAUAGUGGAAAUCCCCCACUUUGCGUCACUAGGCCGAGGGGACCGGGAGCUGGUGGUCCUCCGCAGUGAAAAUGGCUCGGUCUGGAAGGAACAUCGCAAUCGCUAUGGUGACGAAGUGCUGGAAACCAUUCUGAAUGGCAUGGAUGAAGACUUGGAGAGUCAGGACGAGCUGGAGAAGAAGAGAAUUCGUCGGAUCAUCUCCACCGACUUCCCCCUCUACUUCGCUGUGGUCUCCCGCAUUCAGCAAGAGAGUGAUCUGAUUGGCCCAGAAGGCGGCCGGCUGACCAGUAAGCUUGUGCCCCACGUCGAGGCCAUCUUCCCAGAGACGGCUGUCACCAAGAGAGUGAGACUGGGACUGCAGGCGCAGCCAAUCCCUGAUGAACUGCUGACUCGGCAUCUUGGUAACCAGGCGACCUUCAGCCCAGUGGUUACCAUCGAGCCACGCCGACGCAAAUUUCACCGUCCAAUCGGGUUGCGCAUCCCUUUGCCACCAUCCUGGAGGGAGAGUCCUCGGGAUGCUGGGGAGGGUGAUACCACCAGCCUGCGCCUCCUCUGCAGUGUCAUUGGUGGCACAGCACCAGCUCAGUGGGAGGAUAUCACUGGAACCACUAAGCUGAUGUACGCCAACAACUGUGCCAACUUUACCACCAAUGUUUCUGCAAGAUUCUGGCUGGCGGACUGUCCACGCACGGCAGAGGCAGUGACCUUUGCCAAUUUGCUGUACCGGGAGCUGAUGUCUGUUCCAUAUAUGGCCAAGUUUGUUAUUUUCGCCAAGAUGAAUGAGGCGCGCGAGGGACGCUUGCGUUGUUACUGCAUGACAGACGACAAGAUGGACAAAACACUGGAGCUGCACGAAAACUUCACCGAAGUGGCCCGCAGUCGAGACAUUGAGCUGAUGGAGGGCAUGCCGCUGCAUCUUGAGUGUUCUGGGAACCUUGUACCCAUCAGGAAGGCCACUCAGCAGCCUCGCAGCUUCAGCUUCCAGGCCUUCAGAGAUAACAGGCUGCCUGUCUCUGUCAAGGUCAGAGAUAGUAACAAGGAAGCCGCUGGGUUUUUGUCCUUUCUGCGGAAAUGCACCAAGUACGAGGACACACAGCAUGUACUGUGUAACCUUAACAUAACCAUGCCACCAUGUGUCAAGGUUGUCGGGAGUGAGGAGCGCAGACGAACUUUAACCCCCCUCGCCCUGAGGGAACGCUACAGUGCGCUGAACGAGCCUGGUGUGGCCACAGUGAAUGCCAUGGAGAGGACUGAGAUCAAGAUCAACAUCAUAUCUGAACAGCUGGGUUUGAGCUGGGCAGAGUUGGCACGUGAGCUUCAGUUUGGCGUGGAUGACAUCAAUAGGAUCCGUGUGGAGAAUCCCAACUCUCUGCUGGACCAAAGCUCUGCUCUGCUCAGCCUGUGGGCCAGCAGAGAAGGCAGAAGAGCCAAGAUGGAGAGCCUGUACACCGCUCUGAAAAACAUUGAUCGUGCAGACAUUGUGACCUCUCUGGAGGGUCAGGCUCCACAGCCGGCACCUGGGUCUUUGGAGGAGGGCGCCUGUCGACUUAGCGACCGCGACUCCUCCCUGCUGUCCCCCAGUGUCCUCAAUGAGGUCACGGACACAAGGCCACCGCGGCUAGUGCACAAGCCACGAGUUAUUAGACCCCCGUUUUUCAGAAGGGGUUAUGGGCUGGUGCAGGAGGAGCUGCUGUCCCCGGCCUCCAUGCAGUACAGCUUGCCCUCUCCGCUUGGCGCGGAGCCCUACUGGCAGGAAGUUUCCAGCCUCGAGUGCGCCCCCAUCGCCACCACCGAGGAAGAUACAUUAAUGGAGAUGUCGGACGUUCAGGUGUGGCCAGCAGGGGUCAGUCCCUCGCUGGUUACAGUGGAGGACUCGUCACUCGAUGGCAGCAGUCGGGCUGACGACUCAGAGGGCGCCACGCUCUCCCUUCCCUGCAGCUUGGGUCGCCCGAGCAGCGGGGCCAGCGGGGCCAGCGGCUCCAUCAUGGAGCUGGAGGAAGAGGAAGAGGAGGAGGAGGAGGAAGGGGAGGUUGAGGAGGAGGAGGCACCACAGGAGCCAGCAACUGCACUGGCAGACAGGGACAGGGUGAGGGCCAGUGGUGCCGUCCCCAAGGUCAACCUAAACGGCCAGCUGGGAGGUCAGAGGUCGGAUGGGAGGAGAGGGGAGGCCCUCGCAACAGGAGGAGGAGCAAAAGGGGGAGGUGGAGGUGUAGGGCUGGGUUCAGUGGAAGGGAUUUCUGUUGUUGCAGGCCAGCAGGUGUAUGCCCAGCGGUGUGAGACGUCGGGACUGAGUCGGGCUGCGGAGCACAAUGGAGAUAACCGAGUGCUGGGAGGCGGAGCAUUUCAACCCUACUUACCAGACAAGGACUCCCUGCAGGGCUGGGUGGGCUCGGUGUCAUCAGGACGUGACGUGCCAGGCUUGCGCGUGGCCCAGGAGGCUCUGCUGACACCGAGAGAGGAGAAAGAGGACUAUGCUGCUGAGGCGCAGUAUGUUUCUGAACACUCAAACGUGCUCGCUCGAAAGGUGGGGGUGGAUGUGAGAAAGGGUGCUCAGUCAGUGCAGCGCACCAGUCUGCGGAGAGUUAAACACUGAAAUACACAUACUGCCCAGUCCUCCAGGACCGGAAAGCCACUGCCAAAUCAUCCUCCACAAAAACACAACCAGACCGCAGAGGAAAAUGAGCAAGGAAGGAGAGUAAGAGUAAGACAAAGACUAAGAAGUGCAAACUACAAAAUGACAAACACAGAAUCAUCCUCAACGUGUGACCAUGGAGCACCACGAAAGAAAACAGAGACAGAGGAGAAAAAAAAGAGGAGUUCAACUUGUAGUUUUAUAACAUUUGUAAAGAAAAAUAUCAACUAGA